This is a messenger RNA of Chenopodium quinoa (quinoa), 4593 nucleotides long. Its product is annotated as protein BREAST CANCER SUSCEPTIBILITY 2 homolog B-like. Bases 149 to 3475 code for a protein of 1108 amino acids. NCBI's taxonomy places the organism in Eukaryota, Viridiplantae, Streptophyta, Magnoliopsida, Caryophyllales, Amaranthaceae. The transcript has 19 exons. The record is from RefSeq and is a predicted model, not a curated record. Gene Ontology annotation, biological process: double-strand break repair via homologous recombination; regulation of DNA-templated transcription.
CUUCAAAGUUCCCGCCUUGUGAAAAAAGUUUCCGCUAACACACAUUGCUCACUACACAUUUCAUAUUUCAAUUACCCAAAAGUUGAAAAAGCCCUAAACCCCAAAACUCGCCGGAAAAUUGACGAAUUCUCGCCGUCGACGCCGUGUAAUGUCGACUUGGCAGAUAUUUUCCGAUGCCGGAGACAAUUUCCGGUGGGAAGUUUCUCCAUCACAUCAACCCUCCCACCAGCAAACCAACCACCAUUGCUCUACUCCUCCGCCUUCUCUUCCUUCCUUCCACGAUGUUCUGCUUCAAGGAUGUUCGAAGAUUUUGGAGGAUUGUGACAAUCGAAAUGUUGUUGAUGAUGAUAUUCCGAUGUUUCGAACUGGAUCCGGGAGUUCUGUUGUUUUGAAGAAAUCGUCGAUUGCGAAAGCUUCUUCUGUUCUUGGUGAUGAUUUUAUCGAUAAUUUUGAUACAGAGCAACCAUGUUUUAAGGGAAAUGGGUUCAGUACUCCUAAUUCUAUGUUUCAAACGGGCUCUGGGAAGAAAGUUAAUGUAUCUUCUAGUGGGCUUCUUAGAGCUAGAGCAUUGUUGAGUGUCGAAGAAAGUAAUGAUGAUUUCUCUACCCAAGGGUCUGAGCCUGCAAAGAAGAAAUUUCGUGGUGUGGACACGUCUGCAUUUGAAAAACAUUCAUCUUCAGGGAAGAGGAAGUUUGGGAUCAGCAGUAUGGGAGCCAAUAAGGAUAUGCACUUCUCAAAGUCUCCGUUUCAUUUGAAGAGUGAUUCGUCUGGAGCUGAGUUUGGUGAUGAGGAUUUUGCUAAACUUAUACGACCAGAGAUGUCUGAUUCUAUCUGCAAACCGCCCGCAAUUAAGUUCAAUACUGCUGGUGGCAGAUUCAUAUCAGUUUCUAGGGAUGCCUUGCAGCGAGCGCGAAACCUUCUUAGCGAUCCAGAGAUGGACAGUCCUUCACAUGAGGGAGAUGUAGGUGCUUCCAUGUUUUCGUUUAUCAAGGCUGGAGAUUCUGAUGGGAGCUUCUUUAAUAAGGAAAAUAAGACUGAUUACUCUCAUAAAUCUGAACAAAAUCCAAAGAUCUUUGUAUCUCCAAUGAAAUCAUCUUCUACUAUGAAGCCAUUGUUAGAAACCAAAUCAGAGAACUUGAUCUCAGGGACCAAUUUAAUGAGGAAAUUCGAUGCUGAGGAAAGUAACUGCAAAUCAAAUGGUAAACUAUCGUGCCCGACAAAUAGUUUGCAAGGAAAGUCUAAUGUACCUGAUCCAGUUCUGCAGCCCUCCAUGGCCAAUGGUGCUGGUCCAGGAUUCCAUAGAUUCUCAAAGUCAUCCGGGGUGCCACUAUCUGAUAUAUCAAACACUAUAGGCAUUGACUCUAAAGUCUCUGCAAUUAAAAAAGGAACAACCACUGAGCUGAAGAGACUUGGGAAAAGAAGUUCUGUUUCUCCAUUCAAAAUGCCAAGAAAUUCAAAGUUCAUCACUCCUCUGAAUAGCAACCUUUCUUCCAUCCCUGAUGGAUUGUCCAGCAGGGAAUCCGAGGCUUCAAAUUGUCGAAAAAGAGUUUGUACCCGUUACCCCUUUCAGAAUUCAAGAUUGUAUGUCAAGGAAUUUUUUGAAAAGCCUCCGACCUAUCCAGAAUUGCUGGACCAUAUUCCAGAGGAAGUGCGGCAGAUAACCCCUCGAACGUCAGAGAAAUACACAUUUGUUGAUGGAUCCCAGCGGUUUGGUGUUGAAAAUUUCUACCAUCUGUUGGUUCAGUCUGGAGCUUCUGUGCAACAUGCAUCAAAAGAGUGGGUCACAAAUCACUUCAAGUGGAUUGUGUGGAAACUUGCAAGCUAUGAGAGGUGUUAUUCAUCUAAAUCUAUGAAGAAAUUUUUAACUAUUUCUGAUGUGCUUGAGGAAUUAAAGUAUAGAUAUGAACGUGAAGUUAACCAUGGUCAGCGUUCUGCAAUCAAAAGAAUUCUAGAAGGAGAUGCAUCACCUUCUUCCAUGCUGGUGUUAUGUGUCUCUGAGAUUGAGGAUCCAAGUACAAGUAUGGCAGAUAAGAGUAGCAAUUCUAGAAUAGAACUUACUGAUGGGUGGUACUCAGUAUGUGCCCAGUUAGAUCUUGUGCUGUCAAAGCAACUUGAUGCGGGGAAGUUAUUUGUGGGACAAAAACUACGGAUAUGUGGAGCUGGUUUAAUUGGCUGGAACGGACCUGUUUCUCCGCUCAAGGCAUCACCAUUAAUUAGUUUAAUGCUGCACAUUAAUGGAACGUACAGAGCUAGCUGGCAUGAACGCUUAGGAUUAUGUAGAGGAAUGUGUGCACCAUUGGCAUUCAGAUGCAUCAAGGAUAAUGGAGGUCUAAUCCCUAGGACCCUAGUUGGAGUUACUAGGAUGUACCCUGUCCUUUACAGGGAAAGGUUAAAGAGUGGAGGCUAUAUUGUGAGGUCAGAAAAGUUGGAGGCUUCACUAACUCAGCUUUACAACCGGAGGCGCUCUAACAUUAUAGAAGGACUUACAUCAGACUUUCAGAGAGGUUUGGUUGGUUCUUGUACAGAGGAUGACUAUGACAAUGAAGGAGCAAAGAUCAUGAAGAUGCUUGAGAGUGCUGCUGAACCAGAACUAUUGAUGGCAGAAAUGAGUUCUGAGCAGCUAGCAUCAUUCUCCAAAUAUCGAGCAACCAUUGAUGAGACAAGGCAGGGUGACUUGCAGAGGUUGAUUGAGAAAGCACUUGAAGACGCUGGAUUAAGUGCUAGAGACGUCACCCCAUUUAUGCGAGUUAGGGUUGUUGGAUUAAAAAGUAGAGGACAAUACAAAGGUGAAGUUCAAAGAGAGGGAUUAAUUACAAUUUGGAAUCCUACCGAACAGCAGAAGCUAGAGCUCGUAGAGGGGCAGGCUUAUGCUAUUUCAGGUCUUAUACCAUCGCAUUCUGAUCUAAGUACGCUAUAUUUACAAGCUAGAGGUUCUAGCACCAAAUGGAAGCCUUUGACUACUAAAGAGAAGGAAUCAUUUGGGCCCUUCUUUAAUCCUCGCAAGCCAGUAUCAUUGUCAAGAAUGGGGGAGGUUCCUUUGUCCAGUGAAUUUGAUACAGCCAUGCUGGUUUUACAUGUGGGCCUUGAGUAUAUAUCUGGUAAGCAAAAGAAACAGUGGGUGUUUGUUACUGAUGGAUCCUUGUGCGAAACAGAAGUAUCAACAUUCUCCUUGCUGGCUAUUAACUUCUGUUCACCGUGUGGUGAUGACGAUUCCUUAUCUCUAGUCAAUUAUAACCUUGUUGGCAGCAUAAUUGGCUUCUGCAAUCUUGUGAAGAGAACUAAGGAUCAUGUAAAUCUUAUGUGGGUAGCGGAAGCUACUGAAAAUUCGACAUAUUACCUUAAAUACAAUCAUCCUUACUGUUCCCAUCUCAAGGAUGCCUUUGGGCUAGUAAAGAAAUGGCAGCAGAGUGCAAGCUCGACAAUCGAGAAGCUCAGGGAGAAGAUUUUGCAUAUAGUUGGUGGUCCUAAAGGUUAGGAUGUCUAAAACCUGACUGUUGUUGAUUAUUAGCAGGAGCUGAAUCCAGGUUCCUGUAUGAGCCCUAGCAAGUUCUAAUAUUGAAUCUUCUUAUACCAUGCUCUGACAUAUAUGGAGCAUCCAUGCAACAUAUGAAAUAGAUGAAGCGUGCAUCUUAGGAGCUCAAAUUUUUAGCUGGAUCAGUGAAAGAGGGUGUAUCAAACUAUUUGGAAUCCCGCAAGUGAUGAUACUUCUCCAAGCUGUCUCUCAGCUACAAAGCACGACCUACAACCAGCAGGAUGAUCUUUGUUUCUGUCCAUCAACAUAGCCAAAUGACAGACAGAUGCUGGGAUAACCAGGCAAGACAACAAACAUGUAAGGUUGUGGUAAGAACAUCCUUUUCAAGCUUGGAAACUUGAUGGCUGCAAUCAACCUAAUAUGUAACACAACACUGCCCCUGAAUGAUCUGAUACAACUUCAAGCAUUUAGAUGGAGGUUGCGUCUGCUAGAAUUGGCCAGAGUCAUGCUAGUCUGUUCCUGCAGGACAUUGCCAAAUUUGUACAGCAAAGGGGGGCUGAUGAGUUAUUUAAUGUAACAAUAUCUGUAAUUGUGUAAAUUCAGCAUAUUAGGUUGUACAGCCCCCCUCCCCCAACACAGAAAAUAGGUACACACGAAGAAACCUUGAAAAUUGAAUGAAAGAGCUGGAUCAAUUGAGUUGUAGAUAUUUGGAAGUUGUUAUCAUCUUGUACCCAGCAAUGAAUUAUUGGAAGAUUAUCACUUUUUCUUCCUCUAAAGGAUAAGUCAAACUGUUUAUUCAAGACAGGAUGAAAGUAUAGCUCCGUAAAACAGUCCCUUUGAGACAAGAAUGGUUAAGGCUCAAGUUAAGCUGGUGAACAAAUGUGAGUUGGCUUUGGCCUGCCAGAGUUGGUCCGCUAGUCACCUCUAACUUCACAAGUUUGCAUAGAAUUUGGAUUCAUGUUUCGAUAAAUGAUGAAGCCUAAUUAUUCACUUAUAAUAUACUCCCUCUGUUUAAAUAUAACGGUUACAAUUUUCUAUUUUAGUCAUUUUAGAAUAAUGAUUACACUUGCAUUUUUUUUAUUUGAAAAAUAUAAACCACUUCUUUUUAAACUUUAGCUCCA